AUGCAAGUAGCAAUGGCAGGAGAAGCGGAGAAGCUGGAUAUUAUGAUGGAAAGAGGUGUCAUGACUAGAGGCCUGGUGGAGUUGAUUAAACCUGCUGUUGAUGAAAUAGAUGGAAGUGUCGUGUGUGUUAGGCAAAGCCAGUUGGAUCUCAGACACAAAAUUGACAGUCUCUAUGAAGAUCUGAAGAAAAUUGUGGAAAGUGAUACUGUACCUAUAGACCUGGAGCCUUACGUAAAGAAACUGAAUAACUCAAGAAGACGUGUGAUGUUGGUUAGCAGUAUCUUACAAAAUGUGCAGGGUCGUCUGAACAAGCUGCAACAAAAUAUCUCAAAAGAAACGGCAAAAAGGAAAUCUAUGCUAGACCCAGUAUCUCCUGCACACCAGAAGUAA
This is a messenger RNA of Candidula unifasciata, 390 nucleotides long. NCBI's taxonomy places the organism in Eukaryota, Metazoa, Mollusca, Gastropoda, Stylommatophora, Geomitridae. The record is from the annotation of a GenBank genome assembly.